GCCCCGGUCUAUCCAACAUCAGAGAAGCGACUACCUACUCCUCCAGCAUUUUCUAUGAACAACCCAACAACCAAGACCAAUUUCUAUCCACGGUCUCAACAGCCACUGCUGAUUGAAGAAUAUCCUGAACGUCCCGGUCAACCUGAAUGCAGUUACUUCAUUAAAUUUGGCGACUGUAAAUACAGAUCUAACUGCAAAUUUCAUCAUCCAAGGUCUCGAAUAUCAAAAGCAAACUCAAGUACCCUUAGUGACAAGGGCCUGCCGCUAAGACCUGAUCAAACUAUCUGCUCAUUCUAUAGCCGCUAUGGGAUAUGCAAGUUUGGCCCUGCUUGUAAGUUUGAUCAUCCUGAAAAUUAUGUUGGUGGAUCUGCACCAUCUGCCGAGUCUGGCUUUGAUCAGCAUCAGCAAUCACAGAUGUCUCUAGGAUGGCAAGGACGACAACUGGAAGUGGAUCAUUGAUACAGCAGUCUGUAUUAGUAAAAUUUCUGGAUCAUUUCCAUGUAGAGUUUAUUUUAAAACUAUAAGCCAAUGGAUGAAUCUUCUGAGACUUGAAACUCCACCAACUUGAGCGUAAUUUCUCAGAUCAGUUUAGAGGAUGGCGCGAUAAUCGCUCAUAUGUUUCAUGUUGUUAAAAGCGCAAGCAAAAUAGGAUACUGUAAAUUAUUGAUAGAGCAUUUGUUUUAUAGAUUAAAUGAAGAUAUUUGGAUA
Capsicum annuum is the source of this 708-nucleotide messenger RNA. Its product is annotated as zinc finger CCCH domain-containing protein 67-like. NCBI's taxonomy places the organism in Eukaryota, Viridiplantae, Streptophyta, Magnoliopsida, Solanales, Solanaceae. The record is from RefSeq and is a predicted model, not a curated record. Gene Ontology annotation, molecular function: mRNA binding; metal ion binding.